Kalmanozyma brasiliensis GHG001 is the source of this 504-nucleotide messenger RNA. RefSeq names its product Ribosomal protein S12/S23. The record is from RefSeq and is a predicted model, not a curated record. Gene Ontology annotation, biological process: translation. Gene Ontology annotation, cellular component: small ribosomal subunit; ribosome. The transcript has a single exon. The coding region runs from base 1 to 504 and encodes 167 amino acids. Gene Ontology annotation, molecular function: structural constituent of ribosome. NCBI's taxonomy places the organism in Eukaryota, Fungi, Basidiomycota, Ustilaginomycetes, Ustilaginales.
AUGUCGUGGAACAUGGUUUCAUCACUCUUGCGAAGCGUCGUCGCCGGACCCUCUCGUCUCGCCUCUGCUUCCGCCCCAGGCUUCUCCGCCCAACGAGCGUUCUCCACAUCCCAAUCAUGGUCUGUCACUCUGCAACAGACUCUCCGAGGAGCACGUAAACCACAUCGCCCUCCUGUGAACAAGGUCCCUGCGCUCGAAUCAAAGCCCUUCGUCAAGGGUGUCUGCAGCAAGAUCUUCACCACCAAGCCCAAAAAGCCCAACUCGGCCAUUCGCAAGGUCGCCCGUGUCAAACUCUCCAACGGCCGUCUCAUCACUGCCUACAUCCCUGGUGAGGGUCACAACCUGCAAGAGCACUCGGUGGUGCUCGUUCGAGGCGGCCGUGUACAGGACUGCCCCGGUAUCCGAUAUCAUCUGGUCAGAGGCGCCCAGGACCUCGCCGGUGUCGCAGGAAGACAGACUUCCAGGUCAAAGUACGGCGCAAAGAAGCCAAAGGCUGCUCCUUAG